This is a messenger RNA of Desarmillaria tabescens, 1965 nucleotides long. RefSeq lists its product as uncharacterized. The transcript has 12 exons. Lineage: Eukaryota; Fungi; Basidiomycota; Agaricomycetes; Agaricales; Physalacriaceae. The coding region runs from base 1 to 1965 and encodes 654 amino acids. Gene Ontology annotation, molecular function: oxidoreductase activity, acting on CH-OH group of donors; flavin adenine dinucleotide binding. The record is from RefSeq and is a predicted model, not a curated record.
AUGUGCUCUCGGACAAUUUCGCUCAUAUUCUUCGCUUUAGUAUCUCGUACUAUUGCUUUUCCUUCAACCAAACGCGCCUCUGGAGUCACUACCGACCCAUCCCAAGCUAAUGGCCAAUCAUUCGACUACAUUGUCGUUGGUGCCGGUCUUACUGGUACAACAGUCGCAGCCCGACUUGCGGAAGACUCUGGUGUAACUGUUCUUCUCGUCGAGGCUGGAGGAGACAAUCGUCAUGAUCCUCGUGUAUAUGAUAUAUAUGCUUAUGGUCAGGCCUUCGGCAGUGAAUUGGAUUGGAGCUGGACAACAGACCAGGACAAGACCAUGCAUGGGGGGAAAACUUUGGGAGGAAGUUCUUCGAUAAAUGGUGGUCACUACACACGUGGCUUGAAUGCGCAAUUUGAUGCUUGGUCUUCCCUCUUGGAGGAAGACGAGGCGAGCGCAGGGUGGAACUGGGAAAGCAUGUUCAGUUACAUGAAAAAGUCAGAGAGUUUCUCCCCACCUAACGAACAACAGUCCGGAAAAGGCGCGCAAUACGUUGAAGAAUACCACGGAUACACCGGACCCGUUCAGGUGACAUACCCCGAUCGGAUGUACGGUGGUCCUCAACAAGGCUACUUCAUCGAUACAAUUAAUAACCUUACGGGUAUCUACCAUACCCCUGAUAUUAACGGUGGUGGUGCAAACGCAGUAUCAAUCACACCAUUGACCAUCGACUGGCACGACAACGACCAUCGUUCGUCCUCUGUUCAAGCAUACUUUACCCCAGUCGAAGGUGCACGACCUAACUGGCUCGCUCUCGUCGAAUAUCAGGUUACUAAAAUCAACUGGGCGAAUGCUGGUAGCAUCCCUUUAAUUGCUUCCGGCAUCGAGUUCGCUCCCGCUAGCGGAGGUUCUUCCCGAUAUACUGCCUUUGCAAACAGGGAAGUCAUCAUUGCAUGCGGCGCCAUCCAAUCUCCCGCGCUCCUUCAACUGUCAGGAAUCGGCGACUCUGAUGUUUUGGGACCCCUCGGAAUCAGUACUUAUAUCGAUCUCAAAACCGUUGGCAAGAAUCUUCAGGAGCAGACGAUGAAUUCACUCGGUGCUAUCGGUAAUGGUUUUGACGAAGGAGGAGACGGACCUUCUGACGCUAUUGCAUACCCCAACAUCUACCAAGUAUUCGGCGACAAAGCAACAGACUCUAUCAGCAAGAUUCAAUCUAAUCUGUCUUCUUGGGCGAGCAGUCAAGCAGGUUCCGCUUUGAGCGCGGAUGCGUUGGAACAGAUCUACCGUGUACAAGCUGAUUUGAUUAUAAAUAAGAAUGCACCUAUCGUUGAACUUUUCUAUGAUACCGGUUACCCAGAUAAUCUCGGGAUUAAUCAAUGGCAGCUGCUCCCGUUCAGCAGAGGAACCGUAAGAAUAUCGACAACCGACCCAUUUACUCAUCCGAUGAUCAACGUGAACUAUUUCUCCGUCGACUGGGACCUUGAUGUCCAGAUCGCCAGUGCCCGGCUGUCUCGCACAAUUCUUUCCAGUCCUCCACUCAGCUCUCUUUCAACAGGAGAAUGUCAGCCGGCUGGUGACGUUCCUGACGACGCUGAUCGUGGCAGCGAAGAGGACUGGGUGACAUGGAUUAGGCGUACGUUCUUCGCGGUAUCUCACCCAAUCGGUACAUUGGCUAUGAUGAAGCGUAGCCUCGGUGGUGUCGUCGAUUCACAGCUGAAGGUGUACGAUACAUCUAAUGUUCGGGUUGUUGAUGCUUCGGUCGUGCCUCUGCAAGUUAGCGCUCACCUCGCGGCCAGCUUGUAUGGUGUCGCCGAGAAGGCUGCUGAUCUGAUCAAAGCUUCGUAUCGAGCGUCCUGUGGUGUCUGCCUUGCUACCGACCAAGUGUUGUUCAACGUCCGAUACGGUCCUCGCAACGCGUGCGUACUCUGUGAUAGAGCGUCUAGGAUACUGAUUAAAACUAUUUGUAGAUACUCGAAGUUGUGA